GUGUAUGCUAAUCAUGACUUUAUUCCCUUUUUACAGGAAAAUCCAACUGGUUUCUGGUUCUAAAAAGUGUUACAUUUGACCAGAUAUGAUGGCAAAUACACCAGUGUCCAAUUGCCUCCUUCCAAUGAAGCUCAUAACUCUCAUUGUCAUUGGUUUCUUUCUGACCAUUUUGAAUGCUCAGUCGGCUGUUGGUGAGAAAGGAUCACAACGACUCAGACCGAUCUUGUUUAGAAGACGUGUGAAACGUGCCACUGAUUGUACCAAUGGCUUCAUUGCAAAAGAUAUGACCAGCAAUACAUUAUUGCCUGCACUGUAUCCUACUGAACAGUUAGACGCUUGCUUGAACAACAGUGUGCUCCUUGCAAAUCUCACCGAACUGGGACAUAUCGCUUUUAGUAGAAAUCAGCUUCUUGUUCUAAAAAGGAAACUGGGAGAGAUAUUCACAAGUGGACUGCCAGAAGAACGGAUACGACAGCUGGGAUUCAUUAUUACUGUGUACGGCCCUGAAGAGAUCAGCAUGUGGAACAUAACAAGUGCAGAUACCCUUGCACUUGUUCUAAACAACAGCCCAAAUCUGAACACGAGCAAGGUAAUUAUUGGAAAUUACCUGCAGAGAUCUGGGCAACUAAACGCUGUUGCUUUGGAUGCGAUUGGUGGUCCACUACUGUGUACUCUGAGCGAAGAGAACCUUAGGACCAUCCUUCCCAGUGAACUGAAAAAAGCCAGGCCACUGAAUAUUUUCACAUGUACCCAAGCGAAGAAAGACAUACUCUUCGGGAUC
Chiloscyllium plagiosum (whitespotted bambooshark) is the source of this 781-nucleotide messenger RNA. Lineage: Eukaryota; Metazoa; Chordata; Chondrichthyes; Orectolobiformes; Hemiscylliidae. The record is from RefSeq and is a predicted model, not a curated record.